Molecule: messenger RNA, 6732 nt
Organism: Vicugna pacos (alpaca)
Lineage: Eukaryota; Metazoa; Chordata; Mammalia; Artiodactyla; Camelidae
Gene: PI15
Product: peptidase inhibitor 15
Cellular component (GO): extracellular region
Source: RefSeq, a predicted model, not a curated record
GCUGCUCCUGCAGCCAGCAGCACUCAAACCUUGCAGAGUUUUGCUCUCUGAGAGUUUGUAAUAAGACACACUCCUCUUACAAGAGUUCAUGCUACAACCUAGCAAAGAACUUUAAAUUUUUGGAAGAAUACUAUAUUCAUUUUGGCAUUGUGCAGAGGCAAAGUAAACUCGGUGGCCUCUCCCUCUCCACCCCUCAAAAUGAUUGCAGUCUCUGCCGUCAGCAGUGCACUCCUGCUCUCCCUUCUCUGUGAAGCAAGCGCUGUCGUCUUACUCAAUUCCACUGACUCAUCCCCGCCAACCAAUAAUUUCACUGAUAUUGAAGCAGCUCUAAAAGCACAGCUAGAUUCUGCGGAUAUCCCCAAAGCCAGGCGGAAGCGCUACAUUUCGCAGAAUGACAUGAUCGCCAUUCUUGAUUAUCAUAACCAAGUUCGGGGCAAGGUGUUCCCACCAGCAGCAAACAUGGAAUAUAUGGUUUGGGAUGAAAAUCUUGCAAAAUCUGCAGAGGCUUGGGCAGCUACGUGCAUUUGGGACCAUGGACCUUCUUACUUACUGAGAUUUUUGGGCCAGAAUCUAUCUGUACGAACUGGAAGAUACCGCUCUAUUCUCCAGCUGGUCAAGCCAUGGUAUGAUGAAGUGAAGGAUUAUGCUUUUCCGUAUCCCCAGGAUUGCAACCCCAGAUGUCCCAUGAGAUGUUUUGGCCCCAUGUGCACACAUUAUACACAGAUGGUUUGGGCCACCUCCAAUCGAAUAGGAUGUGCAAUUCAUACUUGUCAAAACAUGAAUGUUUGGGGAGCUGUAUGGCGACGUGCAGUUUAUUUGGUGUGCAACUAUGCCCCUAAGGGCAACUGGAUUGGAGAAGCACCAUAUAAAGUAGGGGUACCAUGUUCUGCCUGCCCUCCAAGUUAUGGGGGCUCUUGUACUGACAAUCUUUGUUUUCCAGGAGUCACGUCAAACUACCUAUACUGGUUUAAAUAAGCUUAUCUUUUCCUCCAGGAAAUAUAAUGGUUUCUGGAAAUCAUAGGCAUAUAUAUAUAUUGAGUUUUGCACAUAUUAUACAUAUUUUACGAUAAUCUUGUUUUCCUUUUAUUAUUCAUUGUAUAAAUAAGUGUUUGUCUAGUGUGUUUACUCCUUUGUGGUAAUCAAAACACCCAUUUCUAUUUUCUGACUUUUAAACCUAAAUUAAAAUAUUGUGUAUGUAUUAUUGACAUAGUUGAUGCAUCCAAUUCCAAAACUCGUUUUCCAAAGAAAUUAUGUUCGUAAGGAAGAGAAUAUAUAUUUGGCCUGUAACGCACAUGUGUGUGUAUAUACACACACAUAGAUGACAUAAUACAUAGAUAAUACGAUUCUGUAGCAAACUCAAGGGUAAUUUUUUUAAAAAUCCUAUUCUAAAAUAUAUGUGAGGUGGUGGAACAUCUUCAGCACCCAUUUCUAUAAUAAUCAAAAAGUGAUCAUUUGCAAAAUAACAGUGAUAACUGGGUAUGAUAAUUUAAGCAAAUGCAGAUCUCAUUCUUGGGAUAUUUUAUCUUAUUUAGGUUCACCAAAGGAUAUGCUUGACUUACGUAAGGCUCAAAUCAUGCCUUUUGCUUAAUCUCUUUUACUGAGUCAGUAAUCAUGGGCAAGGCACUCUGCUAGUUAUGUGCUGAUAAUGCGAAGGUAAGAAGAUAGGAUUCCUGCCUUCAAGAAGCUCGUGAAAAUAUUCAGGAAAUAAUAACAGCCUAAUUAUUUUGCUGUAAAAUUAUUAUUUUUUAACAAAGUUAUUUUUCAUGCAGCUUGGAGGAAGUGAGUGCAACAGUGUUCACGUUAGGUGGUGUAGGUGAUAAGCCACACUGUGUACGUGAGGCUUCUGAUUAGCAUGAAUGUGUAGCGACAGUGCUUGGAAUUAGAAGAGGCAGGGAAGGAUUCAUCACUGCCCAUGGAUUAUUGGGUAAGAGUAAAUAGUUACGAUUUUGGAAGGCAGAGAGCAAGACCUAAAACUGAUGAGGCCCAAGAAAAGUGAGAUUUAAGAGACAAGUAUGAAAAGGCACAGAAAUAGGGUUAAUGCGCGCGCGCACACACACACACACACACACACACACACACACACAAAUGGAGUGCUUCAGAAGGGCAUAUCCUGAAGGUCUAAUACACCUUUAGGCCAGUUAGCAGGAGGUGAGGGAUGCUGGAAAGAAACCUUGGAGGUGCCAAGGACACCUCCAGCUGUCCAUUGUUUCCCUGUCCUUUAUUGGUGAGAAUCAAUGUAAUCAUCCUGGCCUUGAGCAUCACGUUAAAGAUCUCAUGUGCACACCACAGACAGUUAAGGUUUUGUUAAAGGGGUCCUCCUCAGAUGAUUUUCUAAGGACUAAUUGUCAAACUUUAUUCCCCUGUGUAAGCAGAAGAAUAAUUUUCAGUUCUCCAUUAAGUUUGGUGGAAAUCAAAUCAAAAUCACUAUGAAAAUUUCUCUCAUGCGAUUUUGGAAAAGCUUAUUUCCAAAUCAGGGAAUCACUUUCCAGAGAGGAGAACUCAACAUCUGGGUCAAGACACUUAACACAUUACAUUUCGCGCUUGUGUGUGUGUGUGUGUGUGUGUGUGUGUGUGUGUGUGUGAGAUGCAGGUUAUGUAAUGCUUCAAUAGAAUUAUAGAAAUAAGUAAACAUGGUUAGUUCCAGAGUACAAAUAGCAGAAGGAAGCUACUUGUUUAAAAUUCUCUACACAUUUGCGAUUUCUUGGGGUAGCUGCAUUGAAAGAUGACAGUUAAUCGAAUCCAGCGGGGAAGACAUGUACCAUCUGGAGUUUAGGUUUACAUGAUGACAAACAAUUGGCCUGAUUCCUUUCACAAACUGAAUCUGACCAAAUGUUUUCAAAUCAUACUGCUUUGCUUUUGUGGGAACUUACAUGGGCUUUAUUAAAAAUAAAUAUUUCUGGGGACUAAAAUGGAGAACAGAAAUGAUUCUCAGAGUCAGGACCCAAUCCAAUCGUUAGCUAACAUAUAUCGGCAACUGGAGAGAAAACUCAUCAGCGAGAUAAUUCAUUUGAUUUUUCUAGAAAGUGUUUCCAUCCUUGAUUUUGCUAAACCAGUUCUAGAGAAGUAGAAAAAGCACUUUUAAACCAAAACAGGCUACGAUCAGUUCCAGUUCUGUUGCUGGUUUACUUGUGUGGCUUGGUUUCUUAGUUCUCAAAAAGAAUAAUGCUAUUUGCCACAUGUUUCACAGAGGUUCAUGUGAACUUAAAAUUACCAGAUUAACAGAAAUUUAUGAAUAUUAAAAUUAUCACUAAUGUUGUGAAACUUUUAUUUGAGAUAAAAUUAAGUCUUUCAUGAGCUCCUCUUUGGCAGAAAUUCUGUCUUAUCUUUGUAUUUAUCCCAGCUUCUAAUAUAGUGGUGGUAAUGUAAUAAAUGUUCAUCUGUAUGGAUUUUUAGAAUUAACUAAAAAGUCUAGAAUUGCAAGAAUUUAGAAGAAUCCCACCUUUCCAUGUUUUUUAAGACAAACAUGUCUUAAAUACAAAGCUUUGAAUGCAUCAACGAUUAAGAUAAAUCAUCAAACAUAUCAUGUUAAGACUAGGGUCUACACACUCAUAACUUGCACUCAACAGUCCUUUCCAAAUCACAACGAGAACUGUAAGUUUAUUUAUAACGUAGCAACUCAGCUGAAAAUAUAACGGGUAUAUUUGUUAUUCUGUCUGUACUUUUUAAAGUUAGUAAUACAAAGUGGCCAUGUGAAAUGUUUCAUUUUCCAGGCUAAGGCAAACGGAAGUUUGCUAGGAUCAACACAGCAUGUCACAUCUUUUCACAGCAUGAAACCGUGGUGCUAGGAGAGCUAUUUCUCACUGUAACCCCCACAGUCAGAAAGGGUCCAGGUAUAAGCUAUUUCCUAAGAGCAGCUUAAAUAGUCAGUACUGAGGUUUCCAUUUCAAAAGUUUCACUCAAGAGAAACAGUAACUGGCAUAUAUAUUCAGUGGCAUUGAUUCUCUUUAUGGUAAGAUUUUUCAUAUCAUCCUUUAUUCAGUAGAAAAGUUUUUUUUUAAAUUCUGUCACAAUAUAGACUUUGAGGAGGGCUUCCAUGUCAUCAAAAGACUGGGAAAGUGAUAAUUUUAGCUGUUAAGCGGAUGGAUUUCUUUACAGAAUUGUAUUUGAGUUGUGUAGGCAGAGUCUUAAUGUUCCUGGUUAUGACAGAUAAGCUUGCUUUGAAAAUGUGUCAGAAACAGUUUUUAUUAUUAUUAUUAUUUUUAUUUUCUGUUUAGUAGUCUAAGCUGUGUCACUUCUGUGGUCCAUCAGAGCACCCCUAUGAGAUUCAGCUGGCAGCGCUAUAAUAUGUAUUUGAAACUUCAUAGAGGCAUUCAUUUGAAAGCUCCAUGCAACUUUAGCACAGAGUUGACCAAACACUAGGGAAAGUUCAACCAAUACAAUUCACUCAGAAUUUCUUAAUUGAAACAAUGCAUAUUUGUCUCAUUAACACAUGCUUGUGUUAGAUCAACGUAUAACAUCUACAUAAACAAAUCUAAAACAUGUUUAGGCCAGUUUAAGUGUUUUGUAUUCAUAUCCUGCUUAUUAAAUGAAUGCAUCAGCUAAUCAGGUAAUUUGAAGGUGUCCAGAAAAGUCAUCCUUAAAUUGUGGUCCGGGUUCUCCCUCUUGUGUAACAGCAUUCCCUCUGUUCGGCAGUGUCAUGGGACACAGAUCUUGACAUGAAUGGAAGCCUUUACCUAUGAAAGUGUUUAGAGAGAGUAAAGUUAUAUUUCUAUCAACAUCUAAUGUUAUCUUUGUUUUUAUAUAUAUUUUUGUAUUGUCAUUAUAUGUGUGAGGGAAGACAUUUAAACACAUGCAAAAUGAUUUUUAAAAAUUAUGUCAUGGUCUAAUUUUGACUUAAGAGAUGUCAGUGAGAAACUUAGACAGUUUAACAAUUCACCGGUUAAUGGUGCUGAAAAUGCAUAACAAACACCUUAUACGUGCUACAAUUUUGAAGUUUCUUUGCAAUUAAAGUUUUUAUUAAGUGUGAACUAUCAGUAUCUAUUCUGGUGCUAAAUAUGUGGUGCUAAAUGAACUGUUGGUGUUUGUAGCUUAGGAACUCUCUUUUAGUCAUUGUUAAAAAAUGUUAUGCAUUCAAUUCUUGAUUUAAAAAUAUGAAGUCCUGUUAAAUUAAUCUUAACCAAAAAUAGGCCAGUAAACUCUAUUUUUUAUCUAAUAGUCCAAAUUUAUUUGGGUAUUACAGAAUGUAAAUGUAUUUCUUAGAAGUUAUCAAUUUUUUAAAGGCAUUUUUAGCUUGGCAAUGUCAAAUUCAAGUGUCACCUAAAGGUUAGAGAACACCCACAUCAACCAUGCUGCAGGCACUGGUGCCCUCUGGUGGUUAUAAAAACAAAUUAAUAAAUUCUUGAUGGCUACUUGGCCUGCAACCAAGCUAUUUCUGCCAUUCAAUAAAAAUUUAAUUUGCACAAUAUCAGAACCCUUGGAUACUCUUUAAAUCUGACAACAUUAAAAAAAUUCAUGACUCUAUUGACAUAAUUUUCUAAGAGUGUAAGAAAGAUAAUAUAUCUUGACAUCCACUUUCCUAAAUAAUAAUUUUUUUAUGAUAUUCCAGUUCUAAGGUGCUUAUUAAAAUGUUCUUUUUUUGAACCAGGUUAUUAAUGAAACAUAUUUUCAUUUUGUUUACAUCAUAAAUACAGUAAGAAUUAAAAUUAGCAAACAAUUUUCUAAGUGUGUCUCACUUUCAGAAGUGAUAAUUUAUUUUUAUGUUUUAAAGUAAUUAAUUCCAUAUAUUGGAGGAUUAUCUCUCCACUUUUACUUGUUGAUCUACAAUUUGAUAAUGCUCUUUGGUCAUACAGUUGAGCUAAUAACAUUUUAUUAUUCCAUUCAAAGUCUUUCUAGACUAAAAAACAUACAUAAAAACUUGGAAUUAUACCCCUGUAACUAAUGAAGGCAAUGUUUUUAGGUAAACUUUCACUUGAGUUGUGCAGUUGACUAAGUGUGAUAGUCUGCUUUGACAAAGAUAUUUCUUAAGCUAUGUUAACACAGCCAAAUGAAAUAUGCUUUGAAGCAGUUUUCCAAAUUAUUAUUUUCAAACUUACUUUAAAGCAAUAGAACGUUUUGUAUGAUCUCAAUCAUAUACACAGCUCUAACAUAUAAUACACAUAAAAUGGACCUGCUUAUUCCCCAAAUCUUCCUCAGUGCCUUGGAAUUUCUUCUGAGAGCCCUAGGAUUCCAUCAAACCAUUAGAAAAACUGCUCUAAAUCAUCUAGCUCUCCCCAUUUUCUAUAAAAUAAUCAGCUUAUUAAAGACAAAAAAAUUGAGACUCUAAACAUAUUUCAAUGGUUAUCUUAUAUACCCACUUCACUUGGCAUGUGUUAGAAGCCUCUUAGUUUGAUGGAGCAUUAGAUACAUACUGACUUUAACUGGUGCUUGGUUAUAUAUUACAGUAUCUUGUGUUUUGUUAUUUGACAAACAAUUUUAGUACCAAACUAUUUUGAGAAUUAGAUAAUUGUCAUGUACCCAUGAAAAUAAUGUGUUUAAAAAUAUCUGAAUGUUUCAAAUAUGUACAUAAUCCUAAAAUGUAUUGUAUCGUUUUAGAUUUUUUUAAAAAGGUUAAUUUGAUUUUUUAUUCAUUACCUAAUACUGUGGCAGUAAAAGGUGCCUUUGUUGUGAUAUAUUGUCAUGAAUGUGUACAUACAUAAAACCUGUGUAAACCUCUGUCUUUAUAAAGCAUAACAAGUGUAGCUUUUUGAGCUCUGCUAUAUUGUUUUUUCUUUCAAUAAAACAUUAUAAAUAAUU